This is a messenger RNA of Nymphaea colorata (pocket water lily), 1850 nucleotides long. Its product is annotated as peroxidase 20. The transcript is spliced from 4 exons. NCBI's taxonomy places the organism in Eukaryota, Viridiplantae, Streptophyta, Magnoliopsida, Nymphaeales, Nymphaeaceae. The coding region runs from base 423 to 1490 and encodes 355 amino acids. Gene Ontology annotation, molecular function: heme binding; peroxidase activity. The record is from RefSeq and is a predicted model, not a curated record. Gene Ontology annotation, biological process: response to oxidative stress; hydrogen peroxide catabolic process.
AAUCCAAAGAAACCACCAAUACAGGCAGCAGCUUGUCGUCUCUAUGGCUCCAUCCUUGGGAAUCAAUUUCAGAGAAAGUAGAUAUGUGGAGGUUAGAUCCAUGAUACACAAGAAAUGUUUGUUGCAGGAAAAGAACCAGGCAGUCCUCAACACAACUGCUGAAGAAACUGUAAAAAGGGCGAUGCAAGGGCACGAAAAGAAUUAAGUUGAAAGCCUGACAUCUUUUACUCGAAUAAACAAUUGGGCGGUAGGCACGACAGUUGGAAGUAGCUUCAUCUACCGCUAAAGAUGUAUUUUCUUCUUCUGUAUUUUUUUCACAGAUAAAAACAGUCAGGUUCAAGAUACGGAGGGCAGGUCAAGAGUAAGGUGUAUAAGAUAUGGGGGAGGCAGUCUUCCUCUCUUGUGCAAAUCAGUAAUCGAGAAUGGAGCUCAAGUGGAAACUCGCGGCUUCAGUCUCUGUGUUAGUCUUGAGUUUCUUCAUCUGUGGAGUUGGUGCAGGAGAGUUGUUCGAGGGCUACUACAGUGAGUCAUGCCCUCUUGCAGAAGAAAUAGUGAGGCAUCAUGUCAAGGCUGAGCUCCUCAGGGAUCCAAGUAUGGCUGCUGCUUUGCUUCGGCUUCAGUUCCAUGAUUGCUUUGUUCAGGGAUGUGACGGAUCAGUGAUGCUGGACAACACUCCAAUCCUGUUGAGCGAGAAGGAAGCAGUGCCCAACAAACGGUCAGUGAGAGGGUUCGAACUCAUUGAUCGGAUCAAGUUCUCAUUGGAAGAAGCCUGUCCUCAAACAGUCUCAUGUGCCGACACCCUCGUUAUGAUUUCUCGCGACUCGGUGCACCUAAGAGGAGGUCCAUAUUGGACUGUCGAGUUGGGACGCAAAGACUCAUUAACAGCAAGCUUCUCAGGUGCAAACCAGCUUAUUCCAGCACCAAAUUCAACCAUGGAGACCCUCAUCAGGAAAUUCGCAGAUCAAGGCCUGGACAAGCGAGACUUGGUCGUACUGUCAGGAGCACAUACGAUUGGUAGAUCAAGAUGUGUAAGCUUCAGGCAGUGGAUCUAUGAACACAGCUAUGACUACCCUCGUUAUGCAGUGAACGACUACGUGUACAGGCAGAUCUUGCGAUCUAUAUGUCCAGUAUCAGGAGGUGAUGACAUACGAACAUCACUUGAUUUAAGGACUGCAGCAAGCUUUGACAACCAGUACUUCAUCAAUCUCUUAAGUGGAAAGGGAUUGCUAGCUUCAGACAGGAAGCUUGUUUCUCAAGAUGCAGAUGAUGAGAUAGCAUAUUGGGUGUGGGCUUAUGCAUACGACCAGCAAUUGUUUUUCAGACACUUUGUGGAGUCCAUGCUGAGGAUGACGAGGGUCAAUCCACUCACAGCAAGUGAAGGGGAAAUCAGAGAGUACUGCCGUUACACGAAUUCUUAUUUUGGGCAGAAUGCAGAGUUGAGACAAGCAGUCAAGGCAAGAAGAGUUCAAGAGGUCAAUGAAGAAAACUAGCUCUCUUCUCUCUCUCUCUCUUUGUGAUGUGCAUGUAAAGUCAGGCAAAUGAUGGUUCAGUAGUAAAAAUAGGAAACAGCAAUUUAAUACAUAAUGCAAUUUCGACAGCAAGACCUUUUGGUAAUCGAGUGACCUAUUUCGAAACAUCUCACCUCACCUGUCAUAAACAACAAAGGCUCCCUGUUCAAGCACAUUGUUCGCCAUAGCAAUGAAACUCUGGGCAUCCGAAACUGCAGCUUUUUAUUCUUUUCCUGUUCUUUUUUUGGGUCGGAUGCAAACAAGUGCCUUUUAUCGUCUCUCAAAACAUCAUUGUAUUAAAAGUCUACUUAACAAUUUGUUUUCUUCUUUAUUUGCUCAAAA